AUGGGUGAGCCCCUGAAGUAUCGCACCGACUUCGACAAGCACGUGGUGACGUGCAACUUCGAGCGCCGCGGGUGGGAGCGAUGGGACCCUCGAUACGACGACGACUGGCACGUCUUCUGGGCGAGCGUGAGCACAAUCAAGCAGAUCUUCGCUCCCGAGAACGGCAUCCGGCUCGGGGACCACCAGAUCGUGAACCACUUCCCGAACCACUACGAGCUCACGCGUAAGGACUUGAUGGUCAAGAACAUCACGCGGUGGCGGAAGGCGUGCGAGAAGGAGGCCGCGCUGGAGGCGAACGGAGCGGGCCAAACGAACGGAAACUUCAACAACACCGGCAUGUCGGCCACCGAGCUCCUGCCCAAGCUGGACUUCGUCCCCGCGACGUUCUCGCUGCCGUCCGACUACUCGCUGUUCGUCGAGGAGUUCCGGCGUCGUCCGGAUCGCACGUGGAUCAUGAAACCCGUGGGCAAGGCUCAGGGCAAAGGCAUCUUCCUCAUCAACAAGUUGACGCAGAUUAAAAAAUGGAGCAACGGGUACGCCGCCAAGGACGGCUCCUCGGCGCAGUGGAAGAGCGCCGAGGAGCGACGCGCGGAGAACGAAAAGACGGAGUCGUACAUCGUGUCGAGGUACGUCCAGGAUCCGCUCUUAAUCGGGGGCAAGAAGUUUGACCUGCGCGUGUACGUCGUCGUCACGAGCUACAGGCCGCUUCGAGCGUUUACGUCUCGCCUCGGCUUCGCCAGGUUCUGCUCGGUGUCCUACAGCGAGGCCAAGUCUGAGAUGGACAACCCGUUCGUCCACCUCACCAACGUCGCCAUCCAGAAACGGGGCGACGAUUACAACGAGUCGCACGGCAACAAGUGGCCCAUCCACCUGCUCCGGCUGUACAUCGCCGGCACGCGUUCCGAGUCCGUGGCGGAUGAGCUGUUCUGGGGAAUCAACGAGGCGAUCAUCUACUCGCUCAAGUCGGUCCAGAACGUCAUCAUCAACGACCGGCGAUGCUUCGAACUCUACGGGUACGACCUGCUGAUCGACGAGCGCCUCAAGCCUUGGCUCAUCGAGGUCAACGCGUCGCCGUCGCUCACCUGCACGACGGAGGAGGACAGGCGUCUGAAGGACAGGGUCAUACGAGACACGUUGGCCGUCGCGGUUCCUCCAGGUAAGCUCGAAGCCGCGGCUGGGGGGGUGUCCAUCACGACGGCCAUGUCCAGGUUGAGCCGCGGCGGGAGGAGUAACUCCGUCGGCGUUUCCGGCGACGUGUACGAGAGGGACUGGGCGAGGACGGGCGGGGUGCCGGAGAGCGUCUUGGGUACCAUGGACGUGUUGAUAGACGAGACCGUCGUGGGAGUCGGGGACGCGGUGGGGAGGCGGAGCGGGACGGCGCAGAGGGGAAGGUCGGUGACCCGAGGAGUCUCCCGGUAG
This is a messenger RNA of Micromonas commoda, 1419 nucleotides long. RefSeq lists its product with no specific name. The coding region runs from base 1 to 1419 and encodes 472 amino acids. NCBI's taxonomy places the organism in Eukaryota, Viridiplantae, Chlorophyta, Mamiellophyceae, Mamiellales, Mamiellaceae. Gene Ontology annotation, molecular function: tubulin-glutamic acid ligase activity; tubulin binding. Gene Ontology annotation, biological process: microtubule cytoskeleton organization; protein polyglutamylation. The transcript has a single exon. Gene Ontology annotation, cellular component: cilium. The record is from RefSeq and is a predicted model, not a curated record.